Arachis ipaensis is the source of this 767-nucleotide messenger RNA. NCBI's taxonomy places the organism in Eukaryota, Viridiplantae, Streptophyta, Magnoliopsida, Fabales, Fabaceae. The record is from RefSeq and is a predicted model, not a curated record.
GGAAAUUGAAAGAGAAACACGAAUAGAACUUAAUGAAAAGAUUAUUUGAGAAAUUUUGGUGGUGCAAAUAUCGUAACUCAUGAUUUAUGAAUGUUUAUUGGGUACGCAGUAUUCAACUUCGACCCAAAAUUCUACAACUUAAUGGAGGUAUCAGAGUACGAGUACGAGCACUGCACAUCCAUGGAGCCUCUCAAAGUGUUCAACAGCAGCCCAGCAAUCAUCCAACUCAACCAGAAUGCUUCCUUCUUCUUCGUUUGCACCAUCGCCAACUACUGUUGUCUUGGCCAGAAGCUCGCCGUUUCCGUCCACCAAAGGACUCAUAACAACAAACCUCCGUCUUCAUCGCCGUCGCCGUCGCCAUCGCCAUUGCCUUCUCAUGCACCACCACCUCCCACGCCGCCACUGCCACCGCCACCGUCAGCAAGUAAUUCUAAUGGUUCUGCUGGCAAUCCUCCUCCUUCUUCAAAUAAGAAAAAUAAUGCAGUGGCAUUUGGGACUAGUUUCAGUGUUCAUCUGCUUCCACUCUUGCUCUUAGGGUUUUGGAUGUUCUAGGUUAUUUAUUUUUAGGGUUUUAUAUUUCAUUCUGUUUUCUUAAUUAGUAGUCUUUUAAUAUUGAGUUUGAUGAUUUAAUUAUUAUUAGGGGUUUGUUUGCAUUGGAUUUUGUCGCUUGCUUUAUAAUGUUAUGUUUUUCAGGGCAUAUAUUUAGUAUUGUUUAAUUUGUGCUUGAAUUAUCAUGCUAUACGUAUACUCACUUUAUUAUUUUUAGG